AAAGACAAUAAUUUCCAGUAGUAAUAAAGCGCAUGUUGAAGCAGCAGUUAGCCUCAGACAAGGCUAACUGGCCACUACUUCCUUUGUGCUAAUCUGCUGCUAACUGGGGCAUGCUUGACCCUGGUCCUCCAGGUGAAGACCAGAUAAUCCCAUUAACCGAUAUAUCACACCAAGGCCACCAGAACCCGCUGGAACUACGUCGUGUCAGGACUGGAUAUGUACGCUCCGGACAGGCAGAAUAUCCUCUAAACACACAGACAGGAUGUUCAACUGGGUGGUAAGAGUGGUGCCCAAGCCCCCUGAUGCCCAAGAGACCCAGGCAGAAGAAGCCCCAAAGACCCCCGCCCCACAACCCAAAGUUAGGGAAGUUAAGAGCCCACCAAUCAAGCCUCAACUAACAGAAGACCAGCUUUCUGAGGACAGUCAGGGUCAGAGCGGGGUCCUGGGCUGGCUGUCCAACGGCUUCUCCAGUGCUCUCCCCAAACCCAGCGGAACCCCCGGACUCAGGAGGGCCAACUCCGACGCCCGGCCUGGGGAUGACGGAGAAAGGGCUGGGGUAAUGAGCUGGGUCACCCAGGGCCUCACUAACAUCCUCCCCCAGCCUGAUGAGAAAUACAGAGAGGCCCCCCUGAACCCCAACGAUGAGCAGACAGAGGUCCAUCCGUUACAGGAAAUGCCAGAUUACGACCCCUUGCCAGACAUCCCUGUGGUUGACGUGGUGUCAGACGACGAGAUGUCUGAGUCGGAGAAUCGGACCCCCCAGUUCGCCCCAAAAGUGGUGCAGUGGAUCAAACAGGCCAUCCCCCAGCCGGUCGUCCUACCCCCUGGCGCUGUGGCCAUAGAACCCAGGUCACCCAGGUCCGCCUGCUCCAACCGUUCUUCUCUGGACAAAGUUCUGUCUCCACCACCUGAAUCCCUGAGUGGCAUCUCCCUGGACACCGACGGCAAGCCAGGGGGGAUGAUGGGUUGGUUCAUGUCAGGGUUUGCUCUCCGGUUGCCUCAACCCUCCAUUAGGAACAAGGAAGACGUCGCUGCUGCGACGGAGGCGCUACAGAAAGCGCCACCCAAACCCAGACCAGAGAUGGUUCUGGAGGACGUCGACUCGGACCACGAGGAACCGGUCCGAGGGGGGAACCCGCCGUCCCCGGCCGGGACGCCAGAGACCCGACCAGCGGGGGGACAGGACGCCCAGACCGGACCAGCGGAACCCGAUCACAGUGACGCGGACGGGACGGGGACCGGCCAGGAGGACGCCGAGACCCAGACGGGCCGCUGGACCCCCUUCAUCAACAGCAUCAAGAGGGAGGCCGAGGACGUUGCCUUGGCAACCAUGGAGGAGCGGUUGCUGCAGGAGCGCGUGCUGAUGACCCGGAUGGCGGAGGACGUGGCGCGUCAGACGGCUGAGAUGGCCGUCCGACAGAUGGCCUCCGAGGGGGGGUCCAUCAAACUGUCCCUGGGGAGCCAGGACCUGCUGGGGGAGCCUGAGCCCGAGUUGCAGGCGCUCGAAGGGGAGGAGGAAGAGGUGGAACAGAGUCUGCAUAAAACCCCAGAACCGCAGGAGUGUGACGGCGAGGAGGACCAAAACCAGCCUGAAAUCCCAGAGGAGCUUGAAGACCCAGAGGAAGCAGAGCCUGUGGGGUCGAAGCCUGUGGGACCCGAACCUGUGGAAACAGAGGAGGCUGCUGCUGAAGAAUCAGCGCCGGAGUCAGAAGAAGAGUCAGAGUCAGAGGAGGAGGACUCGCAGCAGGACUCCUCUGGAACACAGGGUACCUCUGGACCAGAACCUGUUACAGAACAACCACAGACAGGAGAGGAAGGCGCUGACACCACUGCAGCCAAAGAUGAGGAAGCUGCUGGAGAGGGCAGCUGUGCGCCCGUCAGCUGUGAGGUCCUGAAGACCUAUCUGAUGAGCGUCCCGUACGUGUCCGACUGCCUGGGCAACCUCGGCGCCUUCCUCAAAGAGAACGGUGUCUCCCCCACCAAGGUGGGCUCCGCGCCCGCCCAGCUGCUGUCCGACGUCACCAAGCGCCUGCCCUCCCUGCCCCCCGAGCUGCGCCAGGAGCUCUCCAGGAUCCGACUCACCCAGGUGCCCCGCAACAUCAUCGAGACCCUCACGGAGCUCGUCCCCGCCCGCUCCGAGGGCUCCGGCGGCCUGGCGCGCUACCUCGGCCUGACGGCGGCGUCGGUGCCGUCCGUGUCGGGACUGUCCCAGAGCCUCGCCGCCGUCCCCCAGAAGGUGGCGGCCAUCCCCGCGCGGGCGCAGCAGUACUACAACAACGUCCAGAGUCGCCUCAACAGCCUCAUGCCACAAGAUGCCUAAGAACAGAACCAGCAGCAGCAGCAGCAGCAGAAGAAGAACCCCCUCAUUAGCGACCAGGACCAGGACCUAGAGCUCAACCGGCUAGUGAGACCGACCCCCCUGCCCCCGCCCCUGCGCUCCCGCUCCCCCUCCCCGUCCCCCGUCUCCCCCGGCGGGAGCGCCCUGGACCUGCCCAACGUGCCUUCCUACCCCCGCCUGCCCCCCAUAGCGAGCCCCCCGUGCCAGCAGACCGGAACCCUCCCCCGCCAGCUGUCCGGCGUCUCGAACCCGGCCUUCUGCAUCGACGACGAGCGCGAAGCCCCGGCCAGACACCCGGGGAGCUCCAGACUAAGCCUCCGUCCAGAGGUCAACGUCGAGGAUGUGGACUCGGACCAGGAGAGAGGAGCAGGGUGGGGGGGAGGAGGGCGUGGCCCCCGGAGCCCUCCCCAGAUAGUCCUGACCCCCCAGGACUCCAAGCUGAAGACCCUCGCGGUCCCCGUCACCCCUAAAGGAGGCCGCCAGAGCAAGGCAGCAGAUAAAGAUGGAAGAGAUCGCAGAACUUUCUGGACAAAAAGUAAGAAGAGCCAGUCUCACAGCGAGGAAGACGAUGACGAAGGACCUGUCAGAGCCUGGUCAAGCCAGACCAGCCUGCACCACACAGAGGACAGGGAUCGUCCGGCGUCGUCGUGCAGCCAGACCAGUGCGGUGGUCAACGAGCGUCUCCAGGAGCUGGUCAAGAUGUUCAAGGAACGGACGGAGAAGGCCAAGGAGAAACUCAUCGACCCAGUGAGCUCUGACGACGACAGCGACAUCACCCGUAAGGCCCCCACCCCCCCACACUUUGUACUUCAUUCAUCCCCGCCGGCUCCGCCCCCGCCCGCGGUGCCUCAGGUAGCUAAAGAGGAGGCGCCGCCGGGGAGUGCCUCAGCAGGAGGAGGAGGAGGAGGAGGAGGAGGAGGAGGAGGAGGAGGAGGAGGGGAGGAAGGGCCUGAGGAAGGCGAGGUGAAGACAGGGAGGUGCUGCAAGGUGCUCAAAGUCCCUCGUUGGAUCGGAGCGUGCGUGAGGCUCCGUUUCCCCUCCAGCAUCGACCCCUUCACCAACCUGAUGUAUGUGCUGUGGCUCUUCCUGGUGACCCUGGCCUGGAACUGGAACGUGUGGUUGAUCCCCGUGCGCUGGGCCUUCCCCUACCAGACGCCCACCAACAUCUACUACUGGCUGCUCACCGACUACUGCUGUGACCUGGUCUACCUGCUGGACAUCACCCUGUUCCAGCCACGCCUGCAGUUUGUCCGUGGGGGGGACAUAGUGUGUGACAGAAAGGACAUGAGAAAAAACUACAUGAAGACUAACCGCUUCAAGCUCGAUGUAGUCAGCCUGGUACCCCUGGAGUUCUUCUACUUCAUCACAGGGAUCAACCCUCUACUCCGUCUCCCCAGACUACUGAAGUACAACUCAUUCUUGGAGUUCAACAAUCGCCUGGAGGCCAUCCUGACUAAAGCCUACAUCUACCGCGUGAUCCGAACCACCACCUACCUUUUGUACUGUCUCCACUGCAACGCCUGCCUCUUCUACUGGGGCUCGGCCUACGAAGGCCUGGGCUCCACCAAAUGGGUCUACGACGGAGUGGGCAACGGCUACAUCCGUUGCUACUACUUUGCGGUGAAGACCCUCAUCACCAUCGGGGGUCUGCCAGAUCCCACCAACCUCUUCGAGAUCGUCUUUCAGCUCAUCAACUACUUUGUAGGAGUGUUUGCCUUCUCCAUCAUGAUUGGCCAGAUGCGAGACGUUGUGGGGGCGGCCACAUCGGGCCAGACCCACUACCGAGCCUGCAUGGACAACACCAUCAAAUACAUGGCCACCUACCGGAUCCCAAAGGAUGUCCAGAACCGCGUCAAGACCUGGUACAACUACACCUGGGCUUCGCAAGGCAUGCUGGAUGAACAGGAACUGCUGUCUCAGCUCCCAGACAAAAUGCGUCUGGACAUCGCCGUGGACGUCAGCUACUCCAUCGUCAGCAAGGUCCCUUUGUUCCAGGGAUGUGAUCGCCAGAUGAUCUUUGACAUGUUAAAGAGCCUGCGGUCUGUGGUUUACCUGCCCGGGGAUUACGUCUGUAAGAAGGGCGAGGUGGGCCGGGAGAUGUACAUCAUCAAGGCGGGGGAGGUCCAGGUGGUUGGCGGACCGGACGGGAAGACCGUCUUCGUCACGCUCAGAGCGGGAUCUGUCUUCGGGGAGAUAAGUCUCCUGGCAGUAGGGGGCGGUAACAGACGCACGGCCAACGUGAUCGCCCACGGCUUCGCUAACCUCUUCAUCCUGGACAAGAAGGACCUGAACGAAAUCCUGGUCCACUACCCCGAGUCUCAGAAGCUGCUCCGCAAGAAGGCCAGGAAGAUGCUGAACAACGGGAAGAAGCCAGAGCCCAAACCGGAGACCAAGGCAACGUUCCCGGCCCCCCCGCCCAGGGCAGAGACCCCCAGGCUGCUACGAGCGGCCCUGGAGAUGGCGGAGAAGGCGUCGGGACUCAAAGGAGCCCUGGCGAAGGUCAAGGCUGGCUCCAAGUCCAGUGUCUCCCUACAGCGCUCCGACUCCUCCACGGCUGCCACGCCUUCGCCGGCCCCCCCGCGGGUCCCCACCGGGACUCGGCCACGCCCUCCUCCGCCAGCUCCGCAACGCUGCGUUCACCGGCCCGGCGGCUCGCCGGCAGCCCUUUGGCGACGCGCCCCGCGUCCCGUUCUCAUGCCGACCGAACCCAGUCGCCCGUGGCUACGGGACAUGGACAAGAGUUGGGGAAGGGGGAGAAGGGGGAGGGGAAAGAGGGAG
This is a messenger RNA of Gadus morhua (Atlantic cod), 5116 nucleotides long. Its product is annotated as cyclic nucleotide-gated cation channel beta-1-like. Gene Ontology annotation, molecular function: intracellularly cGMP-activated cation channel activity; cGMP binding; intracellularly cAMP-activated cation channel activity. The record is from RefSeq and is a predicted model, not a curated record. NCBI's taxonomy places the organism in Eukaryota, Metazoa, Chordata, Actinopteri, Gadiformes, Gadidae. Gene Ontology annotation, biological process: monoatomic cation transmembrane transport; retina homeostasis. Gene Ontology annotation, cellular component: intracellular cyclic nucleotide activated cation channel complex; photoreceptor outer segment; plasma membrane.